AUGGGUUGCAAACACUCCAGGGAUGCAACGCUCGUUUAUCGCGCGAAGAGAGUUGCAAUACCCUUGCGACCUUCGACGCCAUCCUUUCACGUGCAACAAAAGAAGGUCUGGUCUCCUGCAAGCAGUUCUCAGACCAACGAGGUCCGAGAAGAACUGCCAUCCUUCGUCGUCUCAGACAGCGCCGGCUUGGUUGGUAGCUCCGAUGGCGAACCUGUGCACGGAAUGAUGAGUGCCUUUACGUUUUCUUUCAUCCAGGCGUCCGAUACUAACAGCAACAACUCCAGUCUAGGAAGCAUCUCGUUCACCUCCGUCGAGCAGACAUCGCCCGAGUCGUCCGAACCACCGGAAUCGCUCGCGUUUGCCAUGACCGGCGAUUCGAUUGAGCUGAUGGUCAUUCCAGAAGAACGGCUUGGGAGAUUGAGAGACGGCUUUGAGGUUUCAAGCGGCACUACACAACAGGAAAGUGCGGAGCCGAGUACGAAUGACAGAGGUGCGACGGAACCCGAGGAAGAAAAAUCACCUUCGAAUCCAUUGACACACGUCACAAUGAGUGAAUUGGCAGUGACGGAAUCGAGUGAGUCACUUACGUAUGAGCUGGACGCGUUCGGCAUCAGCUACCGCAGUAUAGAUAAUAGGUAUAACACGAUAGAAACAAGACGAUCCGUGGAACUGAGUGAGGGCGAUUACAUGGUUACGGAGAUGGAAGCUGCUUUUCGUCGUAAGUCUGCAGUUGAAACUGUUCAGGCAACUUUAUCGGACGAGAGCAGCCACAGAGUUAUUGAAUGCCAAUCGAUACAAGAGGUCGCUGCUGCGGUCGUACAGGACAUUAUCGCUGCUGCCUUGUCUGACACAUCAAAAUUGUUGAUUGAUGAAGAUCGACGGCAGUCACGAGACUGCAAAGCUCUUGUUGCAAGCAGCAGUCUUCAGGUAGAACCAUCGAAUACGACGACGACAAAAUUGAGCAUGAAGACGGAGCAACCAGAGAACGCACAAGAGUCGAGCUUUCGCGUACCCAUCUACUCUAUUGUGAACACCUCGACGAAAAAUGGCGUCGUGAUGUAUCACGUGCAGCUCCUAGACGAGUUUACGGACAGCGCAAAGUGGGUGACACCACUGCUGUUCCGCUAUUCCGAUUUCAGCGAAAUGUACUUGAAGUUAAAGGAGACCAAGGUGCCUGCUAUUGACAAGGUCCCAAAGCUGCCUGGAGCUGGCGUUGUACACUUUGCGCGAGGUCGAAAAAGCAAGAAAACGAUCCAGGAGCGGCAAGAGCAGUUUUCCAACGUGCUAAGGUACAUCGCAGAGCAUCAGGAACUGCACGACAGCGCUGUGUUCCAGAACUUUUUAGCUAAGUGA
Molecule: messenger RNA, 1353 nt
Organism: Peronospora belbahrii
Lineage: Eukaryota; Oomycota; Peronosporomycetes; Peronosporales; Peronosporaceae
Source: the annotation of a GenBank genome assembly